AUGAAAGCACAUUAUCUCACCGAUCAACAUCAACAUAUAUUACUUAUUAUUAUUUUGAAAUAUAUGAGUCCAAGAAGUCAGCGAUCACAAAUUCAAAAUCAUUGUGAAUUCAUGAAACAAGAAUAUCAUGAUCUUCGGAAUAGUAUUGACGUUACUUUCUCAGUCUAUGAAAUUUUAUUAAAUAAUAUGGCACAUUUACAAGUGGAAAAGCAAGAAAUAAAAACAAAUUUUGAGCGAAAUUUUUCAAAAAUAGAUGAAUUGAAAAAAUGUAACAAUGAAAACGAAGAAGCUGUUAAGAAAUUAUCUGAAACUCAAAAUAAUAUGCAAAUACAAGUAGAAGAUAUUAAAAGAAUGAGAGAAGAAAGUCGAAUUUUGACAUUGGACGAUGAUUCCACGACAACUCUUCCUUUCAACUAUUCCAAUACGCCGUCAUUUUCAAUUCAAUCAUUAAAAUUCAAGACUUCACAAUAUGGCUAUACAUUAGGAUUUCGUGCCUGUUCAACAAUGGAAUCACAACAAAAAUAUCUAUCGCUUUUUCUUACUCUAUAUAAUGGAGACUAUAGUAAUCUUCUUCCCUAUCCGUUUUUGUAUACUAUUUACAUUGCUUUAUGGGAUCAAUCAAAUCAACAAAAACAUAUUGUAUAUGUCUUAAAACCAAAUCCAAACUCAACUGCAUUUAUUCGGCCUACGACUGAAAAGAACGACGAAUUUGGUAUAAUGAAAUUUUGUCCACUUGAAUAUCUUACAGAUUCAAAAAGUAUUUAUGUAAAAGAUCAAGUAUUUUUUAUUCGAGUGUUCGUUGAUUUUUUAAAUACUGGACAAAAUCCAUUUCAAUCAAAAGACAAUAUCGAGGACAAUGUUGAACUGAUGUCUGAAACAACUACGAUGAUGACAGAUUAA
Messenger RNA from Rotaria sp. Silwood1, 900 nucleotides. Lineage: Eukaryota; Metazoa; Rotifera; Eurotatoria; Philodinida; Philodinidae. The record is from the annotation of a GenBank genome assembly.